CCUCCAGAAACCCACGCGACGCGACCGACCACCAUGGCCGCCUCCGCGCUCCUCCUCUCGCCGCGGCUCGUGUCUUUCCCGCCUCACCCGAGCCUCGCCCCACUCUUCACCAAGAGACCACCGCCCUACCCCCUCGGCGGCGCCGGCGCGAGGCUCCGGGCCGUCGGGGACGGGCCCGGCGCGGGGCUGCCACCCGAGCAGGCCACGGUCUACGACGGCGCCUACGGUCCCUGGACCCUGGAGGACUCCGACGUGCGCGAGGUCCUGCUGUACCGGUCGGGGCUGGUGACGGCUGCGGCGUCCUUCGUGGCGGCGUCCUCCGCGGCGUUCCUGCCGGAAGGGAACCCCGCCGCCUCCGCCGUCACCGGCGCCGCCGACCUCCUGUACGCCGCCGGCGCCGCGGGGCUGGGGCUGUCGCUGGUCCUCAUCCACAUCUACGUCACCCCGAUAAAGCGCUUCCUCCAGGCGCUGUGGGCGGCCGGGGCGCUCGGCUCCGUCGGGACCUACCUCGUCGCCGCCCGCCCGCUGGAUGAGGGCCUCGUGCAGUACGUGCUGGACCACCCCGCCGCGCUGUGGUUCGUCGGCCCCACGUUCGCCGCGCUCACUGGCCUCGUCUUCAAGGAAGGUCUCUGCUAUGGGAAACUGGAAGCUGGCAUCUUGACGUUUCUUAUCCCUGGGCUUCUUCUUGGGCAUUUGUCUGGUUUAAUGGAUAACAGCACAAAGGCAGGUCUUUUAGGACUGUGGAUGCUUCUUUUCACAAUCUUCGCCGCUAGAAAAUUCCAGCAGCCCAUCAAGGAUGACGUCGGAGACAAAUCUGUUUUCAUGUUCAACGCUCUCCCUGAAGAGGAAAAGAAGGCUUGGAUCCAGAAACUCGAGAGGCAAAAGGGGCAAGAGUUGUUUGAGUAGAAAAGAGUAGCUUGUCUUGGUGCAGCCAAUAGUUCGUCCGUGAAUGUUUGUAGCUCAUGUAUAUGAUUAUGGCUCCAGAAAUUUGACAAAUACACCCAAAGACAUGAAGACGAGAACACGUUCCAAUAGAGAUGUAAUUACAAAUCUGUUAGAUCACAGGUAAGAUGUAACUAAAUAAAGCAGUUUUGUUGUU
Zea mays is the source of this 1099-nucleotide messenger RNA. Its product is annotated as putative DUF2301 domain protein. Lineage: Eukaryota; Viridiplantae; Streptophyta; Magnoliopsida; Poales; Poaceae. Gene Ontology annotation, cellular component: chloroplast. The record is from RefSeq and is marked provisional. The coding region runs from base 34 to 906 and encodes 290 amino acids. The transcript has 4 exons.